AUGAUCCCCGGGAUCAAUGCUCCGUUUAUUCAGCUGUCGAAAGUCGUCGGCGCGUCCGUCGAUGAUCUGAAGCUCCUCGCCGUUUUCCUCUCGAGCUAUCCCCUGGCUGGUCUUAUAAAACGAAUACCUGACAACAAACCGCAAUGGAGGAAUCUCUAUAUCGUCGGAGUUUCCUUGUUCUACCUCGUCGGCCUCUUCGACUUGUACGAUGGAGUUCGCACCAUGAUGUACAGCGCAGUAGGGUCAUACGCAAUAGCAUACUACAUUGAUGGAUCGCUCAUGCCGUGGAUUGCCUUUCUAUUCCUAAUGGGCCAUCUGUCAAUUAAUCAUAUCGAGCGGCAAAUCCUCAAUGACCCGAGCACGGUCGACAUCACAGGGGGGCAGAUGGUUCUGGUCAUGAAACUAAGCGCAUUCUGCUGGAACGUCCAUGAUGGACGGCUGAAGCCCGACCUCAUGACCGACACCCAGAAAGAACGCGCCAUCUACAAGAUGCCCAAUCCUCUCGACUUCGCCGGCUACGUCUUCUUCUUUCCGUCCCUCUUCGCGGGGCCGGCGUUUGACUUUGUGGAUUACCAACGAUUCAUCGAGACCACCAUGUUUGAAGUUCCCCCGGGCACCAAAAAUCCUCCUCCUACUAGGGGCAAGCGCCGUAUCCCCCGGUCAGGUAGACCUGCAGCGCGAAAGGCCGUUAUUGGCGUCAUUUGGAUCUUUCUCUUCCUGCAAUUUGGCAAAUGGUACAAUGUACCCCUGACGCUUUCAGACCAGUACCAAAAACUCUCCUUCCUCCGUCGCGUGUGGAUCCUGCAAAUGCUUGGCUUCACCUCCAGACUCAAGUACUACGGUGUCUGGUCCUUGACAGAAGGGGCGUGCGUGAUGGCCGGGAUAGGAUAUAAUGGACUUGAUCCCGUCACUGGCAAAGCAAGAUGGGACCGCACUGAAAAUGUGAAUCCUUGGGGCAUUGAGACUGCUCAGAACUCACGGGCUUACCUGGACAACUGGAACAAGAACACCAACAAGUGGCUUCGCAAUUACAUCUACCUACGAGUGACGCCCAAAGGCAAAAAGCCUGGUUUCCGCGCCACACUAGCGACAUUCCUCACUUCCGCGUUCUGGCACGGCUUUUAUCCCGGAUAUUACUUGACAUUCCUGAUGGGCGCGUUCAUUCAAACGGUGGCGAAGAAUUGCCGCCGUUAUUUCCGUCCAUUCUUCCUCACUCCUGACGGAUCCCAGCCCACCAAGUACAAGAUCUACUAUGACAUUGCCAGCUAUCUCGCCACUCAGCUGGCGUUUUGUUAUACCACCGCCCCAUUCGUCAUCCUCGGUUUCGGCGAUUCCCUGAAAGUUUGGGCACGGGUAUAUUUCUACGGCUUGCUGGGCGUCCUGGGUUUCAUGGCGUUCUUUGCCUCACCCGCGAAGGUGCAUCUCGCCAAAAGGCUUGCGAAGAGAAACUACCCAUACGUGCAAAAGACCGCGUCGCAAGAAACCAACUACCCGCCGUCACUGGGCAUACCGAGUGAUCCGGGCCGGGAGAUUGACGAUGCAAUUGAAGAGAUCCGCCAUGAGGUGGAAGUCCGCCGUAGGAGGGGAAGUACCGUCACCAUGCCGACCGGGGAGAGCCUGAAAGGGGCCGUGGAGGCAAGGAUCGGGAGGAAGCUGACCUUUCCCGAAUUCAGGUUUGGUUCUUCUGCUGCAGUCCAUAGUGCAAAUGUGGUUGGACACAGUGGCAAGGCUGAAAGGGAAAUCGGGAUCGAAGGGGCGGGGUUGACGGCAAACGACAAAAAGUUGAAGUAA
This is a messenger RNA of Capronia epimyces CBS 606.96, 1791 nucleotides long. RefSeq lists its product as uncharacterized. Gene Ontology annotation, biological process: lipid modification; glycerophospholipid biosynthetic process. Gene Ontology annotation, cellular component: membrane; endoplasmic reticulum. The record is from RefSeq and is a predicted model, not a curated record. The transcript has 2 exons. NCBI's taxonomy places the organism in Eukaryota, Fungi, Ascomycota, Eurotiomycetes, Chaetothyriales, Herpotrichiellaceae. Gene Ontology annotation, molecular function: 1-acylglycerol-3-phosphate O-acyltransferase activity; 1-acylglycerophosphocholine O-acyltransferase activity. The coding region runs from base 1 to 1791 and encodes 596 amino acids.